CUCAUUUGCUUAUUUUCAGAUUCAUAACUGUCGAGAACAACACAAUCUGCUCUUCACCGGCAGCAGACUGGGUCCAGGAUUACAUACAGAACCUGAACAGAAGAAAAACAGCCACAGACACACUUCAGCCGGAUGUGUUAUCUGAGGAGGAGAAACAGACAUCAGUGUCUUCAUCAUCAGAAAUAAAUGAUCCAUAUACAAUCAACAAUCAAUACUUUUGUUUAAAGAAGGAACCAGUUCAAUACUUUUGUAUCAAACAGCCUUAAAACAUCUUCUGUUUGAACAGCUUUUUAAGGCCUGUAUAUUGAUAACACCAGAUGACUGACUGUGAGUCUAAUAAAUGAAUGAAGUGAAAAAUCAGCUCAUUUAUUUAUUUAUUUAUUUUUAAAAGAGGACAAUGCACAUUAACUAACACAAGAAAACAUUCCAAAAGAAGUGGACACACCAAGACUAAACUUUUGCUGAGAUCUUUAUCCAGCAGACAGGAUGUGACAUGAUCUGGAUUUGUUGCUUUUCUCCGUGUAUAUCCUCCUCUUCCUGAGGACACGGACAUUAUUAUUGUGGUGUACAGUAGCCGACAGUAUUAUGGAUGGAGCUCGAAUCCUGAACUUUUUUGUUGAUUUAGUACCUCUGUCUUUACAGAAAGAAAACUAGUGGAGUCUGGAGGAGGAAUAUCAUCAAAUGUUGUUGAAGCGACAAGAAAUUCUCAACAAGAAAGAGUCACAGUGUACCAGUCGACUGAUACUUGAUGGUUGGCAAAGAGAAAGCGGAAGUUCUUUUUUCUUAGCUGUGCAUGCAGCACAUCUGAACCUCACUCAGCCUUAAUCCCAGUCAAGACUUCCUCCAUCAGAUGUGUGAAACAACAAGAUGAAGUUCACUCUGUUUACUGCCACUCUUCUGGUCUGGAUGUGUGUUGGAGAAUCAGGUGAUAGAUAUCCAUUAUGCUGUCUUAAAGUGACAAACACCAGAAUACCAGUUGAAAACAUUGUGAAUUAUGAGAUACAAGAGCCAACAGGAAUAUGUGCUAUCAGAGCUGUAAGAUUCCACACCAGGAAAGGUCUAAAUAUUUGUUCAGAUCCAGAUGACAGUUGGGCAAAGAGAGCAAUGGAGUCGGUGGACAGGAGAAUGACAGGUAGAAGGACCAUCUCUGAGGGUCAGGAUCGUCCACCAACCUGCUGUCUUAAAGUGACAAACACCAGAAUACCAGCUGAAAACAUUGUGAGUUAUGACAUACAAGAGUCAACAGGAGUAUGUGCUCCUAGAGCUGUAAGAUUCCACACCAGGAAAAAUAAAAUUAUUUGUUCAGAUCCAGAUAGCGACUGGCCUAAGAAAAUAAUGAAGAUAGUGGAUGGAAGAACGACAGCAAAAACUUCUAUAAAACCUAAGUGCUUUACAAGUACAACAAACAUGAUCCCAACUACAACUACAACAAACAAAACACCAAAAACAGAGACUGAGAUCAGCACGAGUACAACUGAACCACCAAAAGUGACGAUAAUCGAAACAUCUGGACCGAAGACUGAAAUCAGCACGAGUACAACUGAACCACCAAAAGUGACGAUAAUCGAAACAUCUGGACCGGAGACUGAGAUCAGCACGAGUACAACUGAACCACCAAAAGUGACGACAAUCGAAACGACUCUACCGAAGACUGAGACCAGCACAACAACCACCCAACAACUUUCAGUGUCCACAGAAAAGCCAGAAUCUUCUUCCAGUACUGCGAUAACAUGUGGGACAGGUGGACCAGCUGCACCACCAAUUAAAACAACACACGAAACACCUGGAAAAGGCACAGUUAUACAUCAGACCACAUCUUCAAGAACAACCAACACAGAGACAACAUCUACAGCGACCACCACAAGUACUCCAAAGAGGACAAAACCAUCAAAGUUAAAGAUAAAAAUACUAAGCAAGAAAAGCAAGAAACGACUUAGAGAAUAUCAGAUGAAUAAGUCCAAGAAUAAAUCUGGAUAAAACAGGACAAUUUGUAUAUACAUGCACACAUUUUACAGUAAGUUUGUACUCAGGGUUGUGAGUUGAAGCACUACAGAUAUUGUUUAGUCCUAGUCGACUGGUCUUUUAGCUGUACACUGUAAAAAAAGAAUUGUUGGUUUAACUUUAAAAAGUAAGUUGGCUUAAAAUAAGUUAAUACAAUGAAGACGGUUGGUUUAAAUCAACAGAAACUCAAAAUAUUAUGUUAUCUGAACCACAUUAAUUACUGAAGUUGAUUUGACAAAAGAAAAAACGUGAUAACAAAUCAUGAAAAUAAUUUUUUACAGUGAUGUGUCAAUUUUGACCAGUUGUGUUUCUACUGAGUGUGUAAUUUAAAAUAAUUUGCUUUAUUGUUUAUUAAUAAAUUAAUUCAGUAAAUAUAUUUGUAAAUAUAAAUAAAUGUAGACCCAUUACUUUAUUACAAUAACCAAUUAAAAUAAUGUGUAUAUUUUU
This is a messenger RNA of Ctenopharyngodon idella (grass carp), 2448 nucleotides long. RefSeq names its product integumentary mucin C.1-like. Gene Ontology annotation, molecular function: CCR chemokine receptor binding; chemokine activity. The transcript is spliced from 7 exons. Bases 868 to 1977 code for a protein of 369 amino acids. Lineage: Eukaryota; Metazoa; Chordata; Actinopteri; Cypriniformes; Xenocyprididae. The record is from RefSeq and is a predicted model, not a curated record. Gene Ontology annotation, biological process: immune response; monocyte chemotaxis; positive regulation of GTPase activity. Gene Ontology annotation, cellular component: extracellular region.